Photinus pyralis (common eastern firefly) is the source of this 1860-nucleotide messenger RNA. RefSeq lists its product as uncharacterized. The transcript is spliced from 4 exons. Bases 327 to 1565 code for a protein of 412 amino acids. Gene Ontology annotation, molecular function: BMP binding; receptor ligand activity. Lineage: Eukaryota; Metazoa; Arthropoda; Insecta; Coleoptera; Lampyridae. The record is from RefSeq and is a predicted model, not a curated record. Gene Ontology annotation, biological process: animal organ morphogenesis.
CAAUUUCGAAACAGUAGUAAGGCGCUCGCGAGCCGUAAACGCAAAAAUGAAGAACUCGUACUAAAACUAGUUAUUUGAAAUAAAAAUGAAAAUGCAACACAAUUCUCUCGGUUAGUUGUGAAGUAGAACUAUCCAUUACACAUUUAAGCGCAGUUGUAGAAAACGGCUAUUAGGUUCCCCUUAUUUUUGUGUUGUGUGGAAAUAUGCAAUUUUGGUGUCGUUUCGUUGCCAACCGGAUGUGUCCUUCAUUUUAAUAAAUACGAAUUUCAUAUAAUAGCCGUGUGGAUCAAAAAAAGUUGCCGCGCGAAUCGGCAGGUGGGCAGAAAAUGUGGAAGUUGCCCGAAGCGAUGAUUGUGGAGGCUGCUUUAAUUUUAGGGGCCAUUCAGUUAACCUUGGGCGAUCGUGAGCAUAAGAUUCACAACAUCGUCCUCUACCCCGAGAGGUACUCCUGGUGUAAAACUACGGCGAUUAAGCAAGUGGUAGCGUCGCCCGGUUACGAAUCGGUGACCAUCGACAACAACGUCUGCGUGGGGGCCUGCUACAGCUACAGCAUACCGAUAACGAGACCCGCGGAGCCGGGGGAGCUCAUCAGGCCGUACUGCGACAGCUGUCAGCCGGCCAGGACUCGCUGUUACCAUGUCACCCUGAACGCAGAUAACGAAAAUACGGAAGGUCCAAAGUCGAUUAAAAAACGUAUCCAGAUAAUCACCAACUGCCUAUGCACCUCGUGCGAGAAAAUUCAAAACAAAGACUGCGAGGAGGAAGGGGAGACGUCUGAGCUACCCAGCGACUUGUUUUCAAUACUCCAUCCAGAGUCGAUCAACAAGGCGACCUUCGAGACCAAACUCCUGCCUCCCGAGGAGGUGCCCGAACUGCUCGAAUUUGGGCCGGCCAAGAAACCGACCGAAUUGAACCUGAACCCGGCCGGUCCCCACGCGGAAUUCAAGCUCAAUUCCAAGCUAAUCAACUUGCUGAAGAGUAUUCAGAUCGGGGACGAAACAGAGUACGAUCGCGAUCAGGUGAGGGAGCUCUACGAGACGGUCGAAGACGGUAAGCACGCGAUUAACGACAAGAAACUCAUCGAGUUCGUCAACUUCGUCAAUUCCGACAAUGAGGAGUUCGAGCUGGACUUGACGCGACUCAAAGACGUGCUGCUCCAAUUCAAGAAAAGCGAAGACCUGUUCGAGAAGCACCGCAAUUUCGGCCUGGGCCUGAAGCAGGGCCAAGAGAACAAUCUCGCCAUCAACCGCGAUAUCGAGAGCCUAAACAAGAACGACCUUUUCGGUCUCGAAGGCAACCACCACGCUAAGGCUAACCACCUCGGAAUGGGUGGCAGCAAGAUCAAUCUGCUCGACAGCCAGGAACCUUCGGGCAAGGGCCACCAUCACCUCGGCGAGAAGCAGCACAUCGGGCUCGACAUCGGCCACCUAGUCCGAGGACCUCACGGCAGUCUAGCGUUCACGCCCGACGUCAAGCAGAAGCUCAACCUGGAGAGCGACCUAAUCAAGCCGAACCAAGAGGGGAUGGUGAUUUCGUACGAAAACAGUCAUACAACGGUCAAUUAACCCAAAUUGUACUUUUAAGAAAAGAGGCUAUGAAAAUGUUAUUAUAAGUUACUAAUAGGAUUGUUAUCGCACUAAUUCCGAUAUACCAAAAUGACAAACAUACGUAAUUAUUGUUCUAGUUUUAGGUGAAACAUGCAGCGAAAAUUAUGAUUCAAAUUCAAAAUUUACCUGGGCUGUGUGCUACUUCUUAGUCAUAUAUUGUUAUUUUUACCUUUAUAUAACUUGUUAUUAUAAUUAUUAUAUAUAUUUUUAUAUACUAAUGUAUAAAGAAAUCUAAUAUAUAAAUUGAGACGCA